Molecule: messenger RNA, 3627 nt
Organism: Cryptococcus wingfieldii CBS 7118
Lineage: Eukaryota; Fungi; Basidiomycota; Tremellomycetes; Tremellales; Cryptococcaceae
Exons: 6
Coding region: 1-3627 (1208 amino acids)
Biological process (GO): regulation of DNA-templated transcription
Molecular function (GO): zinc ion binding; DNA-binding transcription factor activity, RNA polymerase II-specific
Source: RefSeq, a predicted model, not a curated record
AUGACUUGCAAGAGUCCUGCUUAUGCCCAACAUUGCGACCGCACAUGGCCGAAAUGCGCUCGCUGCACCACUCGAGGCGUCCGCUGUAUCCCCGGCAAAGGCUGGGGUCCGCUCAAACCGAGAGGCAAACGCCGACCAGCUGCGCCCCUGGUAUCUGCAUCUACUGGCACUAGGACACGGGGGAGAGAUAGUACGGGAUCGGUUGUGAAAAUUGAGAGGGAACCGUCUCCUACGUUCCAAUUGGAGAGUAGCGAAAGGCCAAGGCGGAUCUCUGGAAGAGGGCUGAAUGCUGGGAGUGACGUGGAGAUGGCGAGUCGUUCGUCGACUUUGGUGUCUAAUACUACGACUCCUCUGAGUGGAAGGGGCAAACGGACGCGGACGGAAGUGGUGCAAAGCCCGGCGUCUACUACUGCCUCCGUGCCCAGGGCUGCGAAGCGCUUACGCCCGAGCGUCUCUCACCCCACGUCCCCCUCGCCGCUCCAAAAUCAAAUUCCCAUUCCUGCUCCCGUUCCGAAUCCUACUCCACCUGUGAACAAUGUUCCUGCACCGAUAUCUCUCAAGCUAUCGAGGCCUCGUUCAUCUCUGGCUUCCUCAUCCCAGUACCCCGCACUUCCGUCGCCUAUAAAAACGCCAUCCCUCAUCCCCGACAUUGGCCCAGUCGUACAGCGGCCUGCACCUUUACCUAAACGCAGCACAAAGGCGAAAUUACCCCUACAAAAGGAGCUUACAGACCAAUGUCCGGCGAUUGCUCAUACUCGGCAAGACCUUGCCGCUGCUCUCGACUAUGUCAACAAUCCGAAGAGGACCGUCGGGGGAAGUGUCAGUAGUAGUGUUACUGGGGCUGCCAAAGGUUUGAUCCUGGAGGGCAAGGUAAGUGCUCAGGGGGUGUACUUUGGGAUGGGAGAAGAGGCUGGAACGAUCAUCACCACCAUUGGAAAUGCUCGAAAGCAAAAUACAGAAUCCUUCAGUGAUCCCACCGUCGUCCCUGAAGCACCCCAAAUACUGCCCCUUCUAAUGGCGCAGAGCACCAGGACCCCUGUCGGUAUUGUGGUCAAGAAUGAUUAUGAGGCUCUGCCUUGGAAUCUGCACGCCGAGUAUGCUGUUCUGGGAUUUUUCUGGAUUGUGGAUGCUUGGGUCGAACCGGUGGUCUCAUCACUAGAGCUCUUCACCCCAAACCAAAAAGCGCCCAGUGGCCCACCUGAAAAAGUGAUCUGGAAAUUCCGUUUCGAGUGGUGUCAAGAUGGGACAUCUCCAUGGUGGUCGCCCUCGUCAAACCUUCAUUGGUCUCGUCAAGCUUAUAUCGAAGUCGAAGAUACAGCCUCUUGGGAUUUACCAGGAGGCGCAGACAAGACCAUCGAGCCUAGGACGGUACAACGCUCAGGCAAUCUGGAGGCGAAUGGGCAAGAUGUCGUCAUGAGGAAUGGAGAGAAGGAUGCUGUGACGCAUCGCUGCGAGGCCUGUAGAGCUGUGUCGCAGAGAGUGUAUAGAGAUGGAGAUAUCUGCUUGAAUGAGCAGUGUGCUUGGUUUUUUGGUGAUGCGUCAGACGCCAAUAACCGAAUAGGACCCAUCAGCAACACGCCCGGUCCCGUCAAACCCCUCCCUCGUAUACUUCCCAGGCAACAAAACCGUGUCAUCUGUCCACCCGAGCCCGGACAUUCAGUAUUCAAGAGUGGUCGAGAAAACGCGGGUAUAGAGUAUUGGGUGGCUUGGGUCUGUAAAGACUGCAAAGUGGCGCAGCAACGGGCUACAUGGUUAUGGAAAUGUCGAUUCUGUCCUAGAAAGUACGAUAUAGCCCCGGUAACCUACACCCAUAUUGGCCUUCGCCCACCUCGUCCUGUAUGUACAGGUCCUCGCCAAGAAGACGGCUACGCCCAUUGGCCGCAUAACGCUCCUCGGUCCUGGUCCCUCUACAAGGACGAUGUGAAGGUCGUAAAGCAUAUGCCGACGGAGUCUCUGGGAAUGGAUGCGGAGGUACAUCAUGCGCUCAGUAGUGACCGGACGGCAAGUGAAGCAGGUGUUUUACUGGUCAGAACGCAGAAAGAGUUGGCAAAUGAUCUCCUUCGGGGAAGCUAUCUCGAAGGAACAGCAAAAGGUACGUUUCUUCUGUAUCAGUGGGAGACUAUGUGCUUAUCUGGAUCAGGCGCCGAGAUGGUUCUCUCGCUCUUCUACGCCUACAGCGUUGGCAUGCAAGCCUCAAGACUACCCGCAUUCCCCGUCAAAGAGGUUCUUUUCUGGGACCGGGCCUAUAAAAUCACGCUCGACAUCAUGCGCAUGAUCAACUGCCAAGCCGCGCGUAUGUUCCCCGGUCAACGAGAAUUCGGCAACCUCACCAUCGCUGCCAUGCCGCCCCACCUGGACGCACGCGCCGCACCAGUUAUCACCGUACCCGCCAAAACGCUGUUGACAAUCCUGUUCAUGGGCUCCGACUCGACAGUCAAGAUCAAGUCGGUCGGCCGGGGUAAGCAGGGGUCGCUAGUGGCGCAGCAUGGUGAUGUGAUUGGAGUCAAGGCUGGAGAAGUCGCUGUUGAUGUGUCGGUCAAGAUGGACUCAUUUGGGUUCUUGUGUAUUGGACGUCAUGGCGUCAUGCCAGGCCAAUUUCCAGCCCCAGCCCCAGCCCCAGCCCCAGUAGCUCGGAUCCCACCUCCUGCCCCUGUUGCGAAACCGCCAACUCCCGCCCCUGCCCCCGCCUCCUCAUCCAGACCUCCCGCCCAACCACCCAUAGUCGGUCCUCCCAAACUCGCCACAGCUCCAUUAAAAGGCUGGUACCUCGGCGGCCACCCUCUGGACCCCUCGGAUCCCGAAAUCAUCUACCCAGCCUUCCGCCCGCCUCAAGAUAACCCCUAUGCCAAGGUCGACAAAGGCAAAGGCAAAGCUACGGAAGAGUCGGAAGUCGAGCCAGAACCGCCUGCACCCGAGCCUGUAAGCAGGCCACCACCUAUCAUCCUCGAUGAGAUGCCUCCCCCUCCUAGGUUGUGGGAACCUCGCCCUUUGUCACCACUACCCGGCUAUGGCGAGAGUACAGAGACUAUGCGAAAGCAGAUGGCAGAAGCUGCUGCGAACGCUCCUUCGCCUACUCCGUCGGUCGACGAAGUCCCAGCCUCGAGAGGCCGCGGUCGUGGUCGUGGAGGCCGAGGCGGACGAGUAAGAGGCAGAGGAAGAGGAAGAGGAAGGGGGCGUGGCGCUGCGACUGCCGCUGCUGCUACUCCUGUUACAGUCCGGGAUGAGUCGGAAGCUCCUCCUGCUCCUACUCGUGGGGCUAGAGGCGGAAGAGCACGGGGUACUCGAGGUACCCGCGGUACUCGUGGCGGUAGAGGUUUGCGUGGCGGUGCGAGGGGAGGAAGGGGCGGUAGAACAGCAGUCAAGAUUGAGCCUGACCUGGAACCGGAAGAUCAUCACAGCGCGGAUGGUGGCCAGGCGAUGGAUGUGGAUGUUGAUCAGGCGAAAGCCGAUGGUGAUAAACCCGCAAACUUGGAUGUGGAUGUGGAUGCCAAUGCGGAGACGACGGGCUCCGGUCCGAGCGCGACAACUGGCACGAGGGGUAGGGGCGGCACCAGAGGGACACGGGCUAGGGGGAGAGGGUCGAGGGGUACGGGUAUCACGAGAGGUCGGGCGCGGGGGGGAGGUUAG